This is a messenger RNA of Aegilops tauschii subsp. strangulata, 2652 nucleotides long. Its product is annotated as protein GRAVITROPIC IN THE LIGHT 1. Gene Ontology annotation, biological process: response to red or far red light; negative gravitropism. NCBI's taxonomy places the organism in Eukaryota, Viridiplantae, Streptophyta, Magnoliopsida, Poales, Poaceae. The record is from RefSeq and is a predicted model, not a curated record.
UUCUCUUCUCAAUCGAUUAAACCGAAUUCUAUUUUUCUAGGCAACUGAGGGCAUGCCCAACAAUCGUUUGUAACCAGUUUUUUGACUGUUUUUUUGCGAAUCAAGUCUAACGUGGCUAGGAGAUUGAUUGGUUUGCAUAAGACUCAUCUUUUUUUUUUGGAGGAACGGCUUGGCACGGUUACCAAGUCUGAAAAGAGGAAGUUUAUCAAAAAAAAGUAAAUAGAUUGACAUAAGAGUAUAUGACAUGUGGGACCACUGUGUAAAGCUGAAAACGAAACUUAAAAGGAAGGCAGAAGAGAUUAGAGAGGGGAGAGAAGACACUAGAGAGGAGAUAGAAGCAGCAAGUAAAGACCAUUGUUGAAGAAGCCCUAAGGAUUAACGAAUCCUAUGUUUGCCUGACAUUUGCCCUCACAAUGACCAGUUUUACACAGAUGAACAUGAACGAAAAAGAACACGGUACAAACACUGCCCCAGGUUGGUCGAGCGAGCGAGAGAGGUUAAGUUUAAUCACACACUUACAAGGACAGUCCAAAAGGAAAGCCCCAGUACUGCUAGUGCUAGAGUGCUAAAAAGGCCAGGACUCAAGUGGAUUAGACAUGACUGUGAGUGGUACUUUAGCAGCUAAUAAUCGGAUGGAAGUGACGGUGCUCACUGUUCACUCACUGCUGGCCCGAGGUUAAUAAACACGUACGUAAAAGUAGCAGCACUGGACCAGCUCGGCUCAGCUCACUCCCUUGUCCGCAUCUAGCCGCGCUUCACACCGCAGAGCAUCUCUUUCUUUCCUUCCCUUGAAUCCGCCACCCACGACCACGCCACGAGCGCGUCGCAGCCUCAGUCACAGAGUCCAACCCAGCGAGAGGAAGAUGGCGAGCAAGGCGGUCACCAUCGGCGAUCUGAUCCACCGGGUCGCCUCCUCCUGCCUCUCCAACCGCUUCCCGGGCAACUACACCCUCGACGGCUCCGACCUCGACGACGACGACGACGACGACCCCUUCGCCGCCGACUUCGGGGACGCCGCCGACGCCGACGCCGAGGACGAAUGCCCGCGCCCCACGGUCCGGCCGGAGGAGGGGGACGAGGAGGCCAGGAGGCUCAGGAUCUGGGAGGAGGCGGAGGAGGAGAAGAGGCGGACCAAGAAUGCCGCGGCGGCCGAGGAGGCCAAGGAGGCGGAGGCCAAGAAGGUGGAGGGGGCCGAGCGGGCGGGCGACGCGGAGGCGCUCAUGGCGGAGGUGUUCGACGCGGUGUCCGGGGUGCGUCGCGCGUACGCGGCGCUGCAGGGCGCGCACUGCCCCUGGGACCCCGACCGGAUGCGCGCCGCCGACGCCGGCGUCGUCGCCGAGCUCCGCCACCUAGCGCGCCUCCGGGACCGCUUCCGCCGCGCCGCCGCCAGCCCGGGCGGCCGCAUCCCGCGCCCCAGCCCCUCCGCCCCGCCGCUCCGCGAGGCCGUCGCGCCCUACGAGGCCGCGCUCGACGACCUCCGCCGCCAGCUCCAGGGCAAGCAGGCCGAGGUGGACGGGCUCAAGGAGAAGCUCGCCGCCGCCGCCAGCCGCCGCAACGCGCGACUCCACCCCUCCAAGAAGCACCACCACCUCCUCGCCGCCCCCGCCGCGGAGGCCGGCGCGCCGACGGCGGAGCUGUUCAUCGCAUGCGCGGAGCAGGCCCGCGCGGCGACGCGGGCGUUCGCGGCGCACCUCCUCCACCUCCUCCGCGCGGCGGGGCUGGACCCGGCGGCGGCCACGCGGUCCGUCACCAAGAUCCCGGUAUCCUCCCCGCAGCUGGCCAAGCACGCGCUGGAGGCGCACGCGACGGCCGUCCUGCUGGGCGGCUUCGAGCACGAGUCCUUCUACCUGGACGGGUCCCUCUCCUCCCUCCUCGACCCGGCGGCGUUCCGGAGGGAGCGGUACGCGCAGUACCGCGACAUGCGCGGGAUGGACCCGGGGGAGCUCCUGGGCGUGCUCCCGACGUGCGCCUUCGGGCGGUACGCCGCCAGCAAGUUCGCGUCCCUGCUCCCGCCGCGCGUGGAGGAGGCCGUGCUGGGCGGCGACGAGCACAAGAAGGCCGUGGGCGCGGGCGCGCACCCGCGGACGCCGUUCUACGGGGAGUUCCUGCGGGCGGCCAAGGCGGUGUGGCUGCUGCACCUGCUGGCGUUCGCGCUGGAGCCGCCGCCCAGCCACUUCGAGGCCGGGCGCGGCGCCGAGUUCCACCCGGAGUACAUGGAGAGCGUGGCCGGGUCCGCGCCGCGCGGCGGCAUGGUGGUGGGGUUCGCGGUGGCGCCGGGGUUCAAGCUGUGCAACGCGGCCGUGGUGCGCGCUCGGGUGUACCUGGUGCCCCGCGGCAGCCGACAGUGACACCCACCGUGGCUGACGGGCGAGAUCACGGAUGCGAUCAGCCCGAGCCACGGGCCACCUCUCUCCUGCUAGCUGGAGCAGCUCGUUGGUGCAGCUACCGGAGCUGCACUUGACUCCCUGCCUUAAUUAGUUCUCCUCUCCACUGUACUUGGGCCUUGCUAAAUCUAAGGAGUAGUAGUUGCUUCUUCUCUCAAGAAAGUUCAUGCCCAAGAGGCUGUAAAAUCAUGUUGUCUAAUAGUACAAUUUGCUGGCCCAUCGUGUACUAAUACUUUCGGACAUCAUCAUCGGUACAUGCUUUCUGACA